UAAAAAGGUUAGGUGACUCUCGAAUUCCUAAGAAAAACCAUUGCAUAUCACAUCUAUUUUGUAUUUUGUCUAUGGUAAAACAUGGACGUGGACACAGCAAGUGAUAAUACGUCUAUCGAUGACAAGAUAGAUGAUUUUUGUGAAAAUCCAACGAGAGAUGCUUUGACAGAAGGUCUUAUGAGUCUUCUGAAACCUACAGUGGAUCAAUUAGAUGAAAGAAUUCGUGCCACAAGGAUAUGUCAAAUAGAAUUAAAGCAGAGAAUUGAAUCAUUGACAGAAGAAUUACAACGAAUCAAUGAAGCAUUGCAAUGCCCAUUGGAAACUGAUUCUUAUGUUAAAAAGUUAAUUAAUGCUAAACACAAAAUUACCAUUGUCAGUAACAUUUUACAAAGUACACAAGAGCGAUUAAAUAAAAUUCAUCAAGCAGUGGAGAAGAAUACAGCAAAGAGGAAAGCUUUAUUGGAUCACAGUUCUUCAUAUGGAAAUACCUCUAAUAUUUUAAAUAAAGAAGAAGUGGAAAUAGAACAAGAAACUAAUAUUUCUAAAGAACAUGAAUGAAUCAUAAUUAUGAUAAAUAUAAAUUAAUUGUGAUAUGUCUUAUUAGUUUGAUAUUUAAUCUAGAAUUAUUUAAGAAAGAAAAAAUUAUAUAAAAAUUCUUAUAACAUC
Molecule: messenger RNA, 666 nt
Organism: Apis mellifera (honey bee)
Lineage: Eukaryota; Metazoa; Arthropoda; Insecta; Hymenoptera; Apidae
Gene: Snapin
Product: SNAPIN protein homolog
Exons: 2
Coding region: 82-558 (158 amino acids)
Biological process (GO): synaptic vesicle exocytosis; lysosome localization; regulation of synaptic vesicle exocytosis
Cellular component (GO): BORC complex; synaptic vesicle; BLOC-1 complex
Molecular function (GO): SNARE binding
Source: RefSeq, a predicted model, not a curated record